Messenger RNA from Cryptosporidium muris RN66, 1125 nucleotides. Its product is annotated as AP2 domain-containing protein. The record is from RefSeq and is a predicted model, not a curated record. The transcript has a single exon. The coding region runs from base 1 to 1125 and encodes 374 amino acids. Gene Ontology annotation, molecular function: DNA-binding transcription factor activity. NCBI's taxonomy places the organism in Eukaryota, Apicomplexa, Conoidasida, Eucoccidiorida, Cryptosporidiidae. Gene Ontology annotation, biological process: regulation of DNA-templated transcription.
AUGGAUUCCUCAAAUAUUAGGGAAAACUCACUGAAAUCAGAAUUUGAUUCACUAAUGGGAUGGCCUGGAAGUGAUAUUAAUGGGUCUGGGCAUUCAUAUGAUGAGAUAUACUCAAAUGGUAUUGGAUCUAUUUUUACAAUGCCACAAUUUCAUGAGCUAACUCCUUUAUCAGGAAGUGUCGAAGAAGAUAUUUGGAUGUUAUCAGAAUUUAGUGGGAAUACAGUACCCGAUAGUCAUCAUCAGAAUAGUAUAUCAGGAGUACAGAUUAUAUGUGAUUCAGAUACUGGAAUAUCACCUAACUACUGGCAAGAAGAUUUAAAUACACAGCAAAUAGGGAAAAAUUAUAUAUUAAUGUCACCUAGUUCUAUAUCUACUGAAAAGCAUAGUUCAGAGUCCCUAAUAGUAGAUGAAUCUAUGGGACACUUCAAGGGGUCAAACUCUGACAUAUCUUCAGUUUCACAUGCAUCUACACUUCGUGGAGUUUGGGUUGUGCCAACACACAAUACAGAUAUACAAGGUAAGCCAACACCUAAAAUAGAAAACUUAUCAUCAGAUGACCUCUCUUCAUGUAUAAAUACGAGUUAUUCUGAGAAAAGACGAAGAAUCCACUUUUCUCGUCAUAGAUUUAAUGAUUCUGUGGAUCGUACUUCCACUGCAAAAUUUAAAGGAAGCAACAUUGCUAAAUUAAAAAAUACAGACCAUGGACUCUCCAUGCUAAUUGCUUCUGGAGGAGCACCAUUAGGUAGGCUAGAGGAUAUAGAUGGUGUUGAGUGGUGCCCUGAUAGACAGUCAUGGAAAGUAACAGGACAUACUGGUAUUUCAUGGUGUGUAAGACGAAAAACUUGGCGAGUGUGGUUUAUUACUCCCAAUGGAACAAGAGCUACAAGAUCAUUUAACCCGAAGGAACACGGGACGGUGGCAACAGCCCUCAAAGCUGCUAUUGAAUUUCUGGAAUAUAAAAGAGCAGAGAAAAGUCAUUUGCAAAAAAGUACAAGAGUUAGAAUGAGACGUAAUACAACAUCUUUAUUUCCUUCUCCAGAGUUAUCAGGUAUUAGCCACUCUAAAUCAAGAGAGUCAAUGAUGGGAUAUCAAAGACCCAAAUUUGAUCCAAAUUUAAUUAAUUAA